AUGUGGCUGUCAGGCGAUCGGGUGCCGAGACGUCAAGGCUUUGUCACCGUCGGAUCGCGUCGGUACGCAGAGUGGCAGAACCUGGUACUGCAAGCAACUACGGACGAGGUGAGCGAAGAAGAGGCACUGAUCGUAGAUCCGGCAGGACCCAUGGUCGAUCACCCGCAGUACGAUCCGCCGAAGAGCAUCCUGAAACGCCCCGCGGCAGUCAGCAACCAGAUCGCGAAGGUGUCUGACCGGAAGGAAGACGAGAAUACAGCCGAGGAGAUGGUUGAAGGCGACGAAACCGAAGGCCCGACAAAGACGAAGCCGAUCGAGAAUGCUCCGGAGCCGCCCACGGCGAGUCAACCUUUGGAAGACGAUCAGAAGAUGUGA
Molecule: messenger RNA, 375 nt
Organism: Phytophthora nicotianae INRA-310
Lineage: Eukaryota; Oomycota; Peronosporomycetes; Peronosporales; Peronosporaceae
Exons: 2
Coding region: 1-375 (124 amino acids)
Source: RefSeq, a predicted model, not a curated record